Messenger RNA from Phyllostomus hastatus (greater spear-nosed bat), 8640 nucleotides. It is a transcript of the gene WDR87, whose product is annotated as WD repeat domain 87. Lineage: Eukaryota; Metazoa; Chordata; Mammalia; Chiroptera; Phyllostomidae. Gene Ontology annotation, molecular function: protein binding. The record is from RefSeq and is a predicted model, not a curated record. The transcript is spliced from 6 exons. Bases 1 to 8640 code for a protein of 2879 amino acids.
AUGUCUUCCCCUAGACUGAUUCCCCUCUGGAAGGAUUUUAAAUACCUCAUAAGUGACUUAUAUAGUAGCAAGCAAACUUUAGAUGAACCAAAGAGUGGCAUAGUUGUGCUGAGUGACCGGUCCCAGAUACUCUUCAGAGAGUCUCGCCAUCCUCAAAAUAUGCCGCUUAUAUGCUAUUACUUCAGUGAUGCCAACUUCUUUGCCUCCCUCUCGUGGGUAACAAGCACAAAAGAAAUACAGGCUGUAGUAUGGAUGAAGAGCAAAAUGGAGGACAUGGUUGAGAAGAGAACCUUUUCCAUGACUGAACGAGUGCCACCCAUCCAGUGUAUGGUACACACAGGCUCCUUUCAUAUCCUCGUGGCCUACUGUGGCGACCUGCUCCUGCGGCUCUUUGGGGACCAUUUUCGGUCUUUCAAACCCCUGGGUAUAGUGCCUUGCCGCUUUAACAUCAACUGCCUCUGCUAUGACCCAGAAAUGAAGAUGCUUCUCUCCGGCAUCCUUGGGGCAGUGGUUGUCUGGGCCAUUGAGCAGAGUGGAAAGGGCCUCCAAAUUGCCCACAUGGUUUCCAUGCCUGGCGAUGAGCUUGUCCAGGACAUCACGUUGAAUGGCCCUGACGGCUCUCUCCUAGCUCUGUGUGAGACUGUGGUGAGGGUCCUUGAGCGCCAGGGCCUGAGCCAGCUGGGAGAGGUGAAGAGAUUCACUUCUACCACUAGUGGCUCCUCUAUCACUUGCUGCUUCACCUGUAUCGAUCAGGGUUAUCUCUAUGCUGGAAAUAGGACUGGGGACAUCCAAGUAUGGAGCCUCAGUCAGAGCUACUCUCUCCACAGUUUCAAGGCCCAUUCUUUGUCAGUGAUAUGUAUCCGCAGCCGGCCAGAAGCCCACACCCUGCUAACAGCUGGCAAGGAGGGUUUCAUCAAGGAGUGGAACCUUACUUCUGGGAACCUACUGAGACAACUAGAACUUGGAGAGGAAUUGUAUCGACUCCAGUUUAUUGAUAACAUUACUUUCUUCUGCCAAACUACCCAUACUUUCUCCUUGCGCCGUUUACCCUGCUUCUAUAGCCUCUUUCAUGUCUGUGGCUCUGCUCCAGAGCAGUUGCGUCGGGUCCGCUGUGGUAAUAACUGGUUCCGGAUCCUAUGCACUACUGAGGAUGGCUUGUUGCGCUUUAUGUCUCCAGUAACAGGAGAUCUUCUGGUUUUCACCUGGCCCUUCUCAAUCCUGGACCAGGCUGUGGACUGGGCCUAUAACCCAGAUAAAGAAGAGCUCUUUGUAGCAACAGGGGGCUCAGAGGUGCUGGUCUUUGACACAACCCGCUGCCCUUGCCCAGCCAAGUAUCUUUUAUGCACCUCACCAAAUGCUCAGGACUCAGUACAAUGCCUGGCUUAUGGGCAUUUCCACCUGGGUCGGGGUCUAGAAGGACUUAUGUUCUCUGGACAUGAGAGUGGUAUGAUAAGAGUGCUUUCCCAGCACAGCUGUGCCCGAAUAGAGAAAUUCAUGCACUUUGGGGCUAUAUUAGCAUUCUCUACCCUGCCUGGAGGGCUUUUAGGUGGCCGAGAAUACUCUUUGCUCUGUUCCUAUGGAAUGGAUGACUACAUACGCCUAUCAGAAGCUGUGCUUGAUGGGGCCAAAGUACACCUGCGACCUCUGGCCAGCAUUCUCAGCAGCUGUCAUCUAAAACACCUGAUACUCUUGCCAAAGUCUGUGGGUGCUAUCACAGAGACUAACUGCCUGCGUCUCUGGAAAUUCCAUGAUUUUCUGUCCUCUGAGGCACAGGAAGGCUCCAAGUUUAUAGAGACCUUGCCUUUGCACCGGUGUGCAAUUACAUCCUUUGAUGUAUGCCUGACCUUGAGUCUUUUUGUCACAGGUAGUAUUGAUGGCUCUGUCCGGAUCUGGAACUUUCAUGGUAGACUUGUAGCCAUGCUGGACUCAUCACUGCAUUUUGGCCCACUCUGCUUUGCAAAUGAUAGAGGUGACCUGCUUGUGACUUUCAACCAGAGUCUUUAUCUGAUAUCCUGUUUAAAACUGCUUCCCCGAUCCCAGCUGGUUUACCUUUCAUUUAUGAGCAUGGCAGAUGAAGUGCUAGAAAUCCCCAAGCCUUUCUUACCAAGCUUCUUCUUCUCCUUUGAGACCAUGUUUGUGCCCAAGUAUACCUACCUUGGACAAGGACAACAGGAACUAGUGGGUCUGGAGAAACUUGUCAAUAAGCGGGCCAUUGCCUUUGACCACACUGUGCCACAUGUCAUAGAAGAAGAUGAGCAAGGGAGCCUCAUAUUACUAUCUGCCCCAAGACAUGGUUCCUUGAAAAAGGAGGAAACUGAUAUAAAGUUGAGCAAACUUUAUCCCCAUGAUAUGGUUCCUCCUCAGCUACAGUUGACUACCUGGGAUGGACUCAAUCCUUAUCAGAUACUGAAAUGCUACUUUGGUUAUGGGCGGAAAUGGCUCUUUGCUCCUGAUUGCUAUAUCCCUAACUCAGUGAUUCGUGCCCGUCUUUGGCCAGAGGGCAGCCCAAUAUACCUACAGUGCAACCUGCAUUCACCCACUCGGAAGUUGGAGUGGAAUAAAUCUCAACAAUUCUUCUGGCAGAGUAGGGUAAGACCUAUACAUGAUGUAAAAGAAUAUACACAGGAAACGGAAAAGGAAGAGGAAGACUUCAUAGAAAAGAGAAUGACCAAGGAUGGAACUUAUAGUGUCCUUACAGACCCAACAAACCGUAGUUGGCUAGGAAGAAAGAUGACUGAAAUAGCUAUUAAUAGCUUGAUUGAGGCAAUACUGAACAUUAUGAUGUAUGCUCCUCCUGCACUGAAGUACCAAUGUUGUGUUGGUGCGCUAGGGCAAAUCUUUGCUUCUUACCAGGUGUCUCCAGCCCUGCGCUCUGAAACAGCCCAUCGUCUUCUGGAUGAUACAACCAAUUCUAAUCCACUGAUCCGAGAGCUAGCCUGGGAAGGGCUGAAGCGUCUAGGAAUGAUUACUCAUCUCUUUGCCAUUCCUCUGGCCCAAGGGUUAAUGGACAAGGACCAAAGAGUGAGGAAUAAGGCACUGAACCUCAUGGCUGACAUUGGAAUCCACUCUAAGACCUCACUGUUAAACUUGAUCCAGAACCAAGAGACUUUCUGGGAGAUGCAGCAGGAAAUGAUUGGGCAGGAAACUCUGGACAGUCUGCUGGGGAUGCGUGCCACAGAUCUCCAAAUGCUUCAUACUCAAGUGGGACAGCGAUUGAACGAAAACCUAACUUUGUCACGUGGAGAUAAAAAGCCCACUUUUUCUUUAGAUGUCUCAAGGGUUUCUGAAAUGACUCCCCCUUCCAAGCAAUCUGAUGUAAUUCCUGAAGAAUCUAAAGUUGCCGUCAAGCCCAGCAAAGGCCAAAGAUGGAACCAAGCAAGGGAAAAAAUGCAUGCCAAAAAAAUGUUUCGGAUCCUCAAGAAGAUGAAAGAGACAGGCACAGAGCCAAGUCUCUUAGACGGUGAAAGUGAUCAAAGUAGAGUUGCACCAACUGAUGUGGAGACAGUCAUCUAUUCUGAGUCUUCAACCGUCAGUGUACCAAAGAUUUCAAAAGAUGCUGAACAACAGCCUCCAGAGAAAGAUGUCUCAAAGGAUGUUGCAUUGACCCUGAAGAUGCUAAAGAAAAUACAUGGCAAAAAAGGAAAGAAAACAACAAUUCGGAAACCCAUAAAGAAGAAGAAAAAAGAAGCUAAAGUUAUAAUCGAGGAGGAACCUCUGCCUCAUGUAAAAGAACCAGUUGUGAAGAAUGUGAAAGCCAGAGGGCGGGGUGCCCAUGGAACUCCUGGCUACAGGGCUACUCCUGGAGAUGUCUCAUCAUGGCGGGAUGAUCUGUGUCGUCUUAUGACCCUGAGGAUAUCUGAUUCCCAAACAGAAGUGUCAGAAUCUCUAAAUAUUGAGUUAGUGACCAUGGCUCAGGAGGUGCUGGCAGAUAAGCACCCCAGCUGGGAGCUCUUUGAGAAGAUCUGCCCCCUACUAAAGAAAGAAAGUGAGGUUCUGCUUGAGGACCUUGACUGGGAUGUAGCCUGGCCAGAGGAGAAACCAAUUUUUAUUCAUGAAGAAGCAAUUAGUGAGGAUAUGGUGAUCAGAGACAUUGACGAGAUACCAGAGGGGCAGGGACAAAUGCAAAAGGAAGCGGGGGACAUACAGGACUUACGGGAAACCCAGGUAAUUCCCAAAAAGGGCAAGAAAAAGAAAAUUAUUAUUUUAGAACCAGGUGGCCUAACAAAGGAGAAACACAUACUAAAGAAAGAACACCACAGAUUUUCUAAGAAACCCUCUAAGCAAAAGAUGAAAGCAGGCAUGAAGGAAAUACAAGUGGAUAAAAAAGAGAAGAAAUUGAGCAAAAGAGUGAUGGAUGGGAGUCAGAAAGUGGAAGAAAUGGUCAAACUAGAGGGAAAAGUGGUUGAGCAAGAAGGAAUACCAGUUAUGGAUGAGAAGAAGUUGUUUUUGCAGGACUGGAAGAAGUCUUGGGAUGAGUGGAAACAGAUCUACAGUGAAAGAAGGAUAUCCUGGGAUGAAUGGAAAAAAGCCUGGGACAUGGAUCAUCUUGAGGAAGGGGAGAAACCACAAAAGGACAAAGAGAAGAUAUUUCCAGAUGAGGAAAAGUUGGAGGAGAGAAAGAGAAAGCUGGAAUGGGAUGAGGGGGAACAGGUUGGAGAAAAGAUGUUACGCAGAUUCAGGGAGCAAAAGUUCAAAGAUGAAGAGGAAUUGACCCUGGAGGUAGAAAAAUUGUCUCAGGGUUGGGAAAAAGAAGAAGAAGAGGAAGAAGAAUGGCUGGUGACAGAAGAGCAGAGACAGAUCCAGAAAGAAUAUAAACAGGCCGAGAUUGAGAGGAAACAAGCCCAAGCUCAAAAAAAACGAGCCCAAGAAGAGAGGAAGCUGGCACAAGAAGAAGAGAAGCUGGCACAAGAAGAAGAGCAGCUAGCACAAGAAGAGAGAAAACUGGCCCAGGAAGAGGGAAAACUGGCCAGAGAUUAUGGAAAACUGGCUCAGAGAGACAGUAAAACAGUCCAGGCAGAGAUGAACCUUGUCCAGAAAGGAGUAAAACUGGCCCAAAGAGAGGAGCGGCUAAGCCAAAGAGCAGAGAAAUUGGCCCAGAAUAGGAAGAAACUGGCCAAGAAAUUGGAGAAACAGGCUCGUGAAGAAGAGAAAAUAGCAAAGAAAGGAGAGAAGCUGGCUGAGGUAAAAAACAUACUGGUCCAGAAAAUGGAGAAACUGGUUCAGGAGGAGCAAGAUCUGGCACGGCAAGAAAAGGAACUAGACCAGAAAUUAAAGGAGCUGACAGGGGAAGAGGAGGAACUGGUUUGGAAGCAAAAUCUGCUGAAUCAGGAAGAGGAGGAACUAGCUAAGGAAAAUGAGGGUCUGGCUCAGAAGGAGAAGAUACUGGCCUGGAAAGAGGAGCAACUGGCUAUGGAAGAGAAAAAACUGGCCCAGGAAGAAGAGCUGCUGAUUCAGGCAGAGAAGAAACUGGACCAGGCCAUGGAAUAUCUGCCUGAGGAAGAAGAAAGAUUUGCCCAGAAAAGGGAACAGUUAAUGGAGAGUAAAAAUAAACUGGCCCAGGAAAGGGAAAAAUUGAUCCUGGACAAGGUGGAAUUUGCAAACAAUAAGAGGAUACUAGCCAGGAGAGAGGAGAUUCUGGCCCAGGAGAAGGAAAAGCUGCCUCAGGAGAAGGUAGAAUUGAUUCAGGGGAAAGAGAACUUGUACCAGCUCAAAGACAACCUUGUCCAGAACAGAAAGAAAUUAGUGGAAAUAAAGGAGAAAGUGGACAUAUACAGGAAGAAAUCAUUUCAGGCAGAGGAGAAGCUAGUGGAGAAAAAGGAGAAACUUUUCCAGAAGAAGAAGAAACUGGCACAAGUAGUGGAAAAUCUAGCUGAGAAACAGCACAAGCUAGUCCAGGACAAAAUAAAAUUAGCUAUGGAGCAGAAGGCAAUAUUUCAAGAAACAAAACUGCUCAGUAGAGAAGAGGAUAUUAUUAAGAAAGAAAAGGAAUUGGACAUGGAAAUGAAGAAACUGGCCCAGGAGAAGGAAAGACUAGCUGAGGAAAAGGAGAUUCUCUCCAAGGGAGAGACUCAAGAAACCUCAACACAGAGGAAACUGAGUGAGAAUGAAUUAGAACUAACUAAGAGGAAAUUGUCACUAGAAGAGAAGAUAGUGGUAUGUGAAGAUAGGAUAUUGGCCACGAAGGAAAGGGAUAUUGUCAAGGGGAAAUUAGAAUUUGCUAGAGAAGGGAGAAUAUAUGCUCGGGUAGAAAGGAAGCUAGCCAAAGUAGUAAGAAAGCUGGCUAAAGGGAACAUUUCCAAGGAACCAUCAAGAGUGAGCAAAAAAGCCUUAAACGUGUUUCAAGACCUUAUCAAAAAAGAAAGGAAACUAACCCAGGAAGAAAUACAGCUGACAAAGAAAAGGAGGUCAUUCUUGGCUAUUGAGAGAAGAUUGAGCAAAGAACAAAAUGCACUUGAUGCCAAAGAGUGGGAUAUUUCUGAGGAACAAUCAGAAAUGACCAAAGAUGAGGAGAACCUUGCUAAAAAAGAGAGAAAACUGUCCAAGGAAAUGAAAAGAUUGAUAAAGAAAGAGAAACAAAUAGCUGAGGAAGAAAGCAGAUUGGCCAGGCAACACGAAGAAUUCAUAGAGGAAGACGAGGAGGAAGAAAUAACAGAGGAAGAAGAAAUGUCAUUCCUUAAACAAAAGUCAAGAAAGAGAAAAACGUUAGAAAGAGUUGAUAUGCCACAGGAAGAAUUGAGCAGUCAAAUGGAUGAGGUGGAAAGUGAAGAGAGGUUUUAUGGAGAAGUAGAAAACCUGUUAGGUGAAGUAGAGCAAGAGAGUUUAUCGGAAGAGGAGGAAGAGGGGGCACAGGAGGAGGAGGAAGAGGAAGGACAGGAGGAAAAGGAGGAGAAGGGACAGGAGGAGGAAGAAGAGGGACAGGAGGAGGGAGAGGAGGAGGAGAAGGAGGAGGAAGUGUUUGAGAAGAAGGAUGAAAGUAUGAGUGAGGAAGAGAUGGAAAAUUUGAGUGAGAAAGAAAAGGAAGAGGAAGUAGACAAGGAAAAAGAGAUUUUUAAAAAAGAGAAACUAUUUAAAUUACAAGAAAAAACAGGAAAGGACCUAGGAGAAAGAGAAAUAGUCCCUUCUAUUAGAGAAAAAUUCCCUGAGGUCAAAGGCAGUGAUAUAAAUCUGGAAGUUCUGAAAAUACCUUCCAAGAAACUGGUCUCAAUAGCUCUGGGGAGGGAAGAGACUAUACCAGUGCCAAUGUCAUCCUGGAAAGAUAGGACCACUGUACUUGAGACACCCAGGAUAUUUGCAGAGACAAGGUUUAUGGAUAAACAAGGAGAACUGUUGAGGAAAUAUCAGCCCAUUCCUCUACAAGUUUUGGAUACAGGUUUGGAGUCUCAAGAGCCAGACUCAAAGACCCCAUAUUUAUCCCACCUAUUGAGGAAGACCACAGAAUCUCAGAAACUCCAAGGCACACCACUAGGGGAUAGGUGGCAGUGGCUUUUGAAUCAUUAUCCAUCUCUGAUGGAACAGACAGAGGUACAAUUACCUAUGUCCCAAAUCCUGGCUGAGGAAAUACAUGCAGACAUAAGCCUCUCAGAUAUAGAGUGGAUCCAACAUGUCCUAGAACAGAUGGAGGCAGGAGAACAGCCUUCCAGAGACAAUUUCCACAGAUUGUGCCAGCUUCUCAAAGACCUCACCUCAAAGGGAACCUUAGAAUGGACGCAUCUAGCCAAGCUUGAAGAUAUCACUUACCGCCACAGGCAGGUCCUAGAAUCAGAAAGCACACGAAUAUCAAAAACCAGUACAAAGCCCAUGGGUCUAAAAUACCUGAAAGUGAUCCCUCCUAUAAAAAGAAAGGAAAGUGAAACCCAUUUAAAACCUUUGACUUUUCCCAUACCAAAGCCCUCAUUAGCUACAAAAAGUAUUCCAUGUUCAAAGGCUAUAAAUUGGUAUCUUCUAGGAGAGCCUUACAGAAGUGCCCGGGCUGAGCAGAUAUCCAGUGCCCUCAAGGAAAUGGAGAUGCAACACUUUCAUCCUGCCACAAGAGACAUUUUCAUAGGUGCCCGUGCCUCUGUGGAAAAACAAACCUUAGCACUGAUGUUUCAAAAGGACUUCUGGGCUUUUAAGGAUAAGGGCAGGUUUCCCAGAUUGCCCAAGGUAGAAAAGAAGGUACAGCCUAGCUCUAAAAAACAGGAAGAAGUGCCUUUAUGGGAGACAUUUGUGGCACUGUACCAUGUUUUACGGAUGUUGCAGGAGCGAUAUGCAAAAGAUAGUGCUGCUUGGAUGGAACAGUUCUACCACCUCAUGGACCUGUAUCAACUCAAGUCCCCUGGAAUCCAGAGAUUGCUACAGGAGCUGCUCCUGAGAGAGGAACCCCAAUCCAGUGAGAUCAUCUACAAAGAGGGCCUAAAGGCCACGGAGCUAGUUCCUGGGGAGCGGUUGUUCUACCACUUGUUUUGUGGUCACUCUCACAUCCCUAGAGGUCCUCUGGCGUUCCAGGAGGUGGUAUCCCUCUCAGGGAAGAACAAUGUGCAUACCAUGCUUCCCAUGGGCAUUGCCCAUUAUGGCAUCUUAGAACUUGCUUGGAAGAGCCUGCCCCAAGCUGAUAUUCACCUCACCAAGGAAUUGCCCCACAUCAUUGCUCCUGCCCCCUAA